UUACUCGGUAGUUGUACACCGUCUUAAACCUUCGAGAACCCUAAACCUACAUCUUCCCGCUGUCGUCGCCUUCACACAUUGGCCGACGGGAGCAAAAUCCUAGCUCCCGAUCGCCAGUAUUGGCGUGCACUGAUGAUCUCUUUUUUAGCUUCUCUUCUAACCGUAUUCUGAGCUACUCGGCGCAUAAUUUGAUCUGUAUCAUAUGGCUUGCUGCCGGAAGGGCCUUACCGUUGGAUACAACUACUUAUCCCGGCGAUUUCACCCAUCUUUCUUCCACCUCGUACAGGAAGAUAGAGAACGUUCUGGAGCCCCGCAACCGUUGCCACUUCCACUGACUGCAACGGUACCGCGAGCCGCCUCUUACCAAUCGUUCGAUAGGUUCAGAUUUCCCGAUCGGGAUUGGAGGAGGUUAGGAUUUUCUCUUCCGAUAGCAAUCGAUCGAUAUUCCAGGAAUUACUCGUCUAGUUCAGAUGGGUCGAAUGAGAUUGGGUACAUCAAUGAUGUCGCCGAUGUUCUUACCGAAACUACAGUGGAUACGAGCACAGUUGCCACUGCCGCCAGUGCUUCUUCAGUUCCGCUCCCGUUCCCUGGCGAAGUUGCAGCUGCUGCCGCGGAUUCUUUCGUCCCUGUUGCGGCGUUGCAGCAUUUGAUUGAUGCAGUGCAUUCUUUCACCGGCUUGAAUUGGUGGGCUUGUAUUGCCUUGACAACUCUUUUGAUUCGGGGAGCCACCGUUCCUCUACUGAUAAACCAGUUAAAAGCUAGUGCUAAACUAAAUAUUAUGAGGCCAGAGCUGGAGAAAAUCAAGGAGGAGUUAAAUAAUAAUAUGGAUCCAGAGUUUCUUCAAGAGGGCCAAAAGCGGAUGAAGGCAUUAUUCAAAAAGCAUGGAGUCACUCCAUUUACUCCGCUAAAGGGUGCUUUAAUUCAAGGUCCUAUUUUUAUCAGUUUUUUCUUUGCUAUUUCAAACAUGGUUGAGAAAGUACCAUCUUUUAAGGGAGGCGGAGCAUUUUGGUUUACAGAUCUGACGACUCCAGAUCCCAUGUACAUUUUUCCAGUUUUGACUUCUUUAACAUUCUUGGCAACUGUUGAGUUGAAUAUGCAAGAAGGCAUGGAAGGGAAUCAUAUGGCCAACACCAUGAAGAACUUUUCUAGGGUACUUGCUCUUUUGACAGUUCCAUUUACCGCUAGUUUUCCGAAGGCCAUUUUCUGUUACUGGGUGACAUCGAACCUUUUCUCCCUUCUCUAUGGAUUUGCACUGAAGCGCCCUCCAGUGAGGAAGUUCUUAGAUCUUCCUGAAGCCGUUCCCAAGCUGGAACUGGCAUCGCAGCCCAAUUUCUCCUUCUUUGGCACAUCGAAGCCAGUUCUUCCUACAGCCUCUCCUACGCAAGAGAUUGAAUCCACGCCGGCUAAAACCCCAGAACGAAGGGUAUCUUCAUCUGCUGCUAUCAGCCAGCGCAUCAAGAAUCUUGAGAAGAACGUUAAAGCCAGAAAUAAAUACCAGAAGAGGUGAAGACCAACUGGAAAUUUUGGUUCGCGUCAUAAAUUAUACUCUGAUUCCUUUUCAUAUUCUUAAAGACUUUUCGUAAUUUUAACUCUAAUUUAUUAAAAUGUUUUAAUAGAGGAUAUAAGAUGUCUUAAAAAAAAUAAAGCUUAUAUAUCCUUGACUUAGCUCGAUUAGUUUGCAGCCCUAUUGAUGCCAUAUCAUUUAUACCUAAACCAGCUGUUGUUUUAUGUGAGCAAAAUUUCUAAGGCAACUCUCUUUAAUCUUAUCUUUCA
This is a messenger RNA of Dendrobium catenatum, 1773 nucleotides long. Its product is annotated as mitochondrial inner membrane protein OXA1-like. Gene Ontology annotation, cellular component: mitochondrial inner membrane. Bases 203 to 1507 code for a protein of 434 amino acids. The record is from RefSeq and is a predicted model, not a curated record. Gene Ontology annotation, molecular function: membrane insertase activity. Gene Ontology annotation, biological process: mitochondrial respiratory chain complex IV assembly; protein insertion into mitochondrial inner membrane from matrix. The transcript is spliced from 9 exons. Lineage: Eukaryota; Viridiplantae; Streptophyta; Magnoliopsida; Asparagales; Orchidaceae.